Molecule: messenger RNA, 489 nt
Organism: Olea europaea var. sylvestris
Lineage: Eukaryota; Viridiplantae; Streptophyta; Magnoliopsida; Lamiales; Oleaceae
Exons: 1
Coding region: 1-489 (162 amino acids)
Source: RefSeq, a predicted model, not a curated record
AUGACGAAGAACGGCGUAUCUGGUCUAGAAACUAUUGAUUCAAUCGACGACUUGUCCUCGUGGGAAUUCGUUAGCCCAUCUCAAUCCGACGAUGAAGAAGAACUGUACUCCUUCGACGACGUCGCUUACUCCGCCGUGGAGUCCGAACAAGAAGGGCCGACGCUUGACCCUCACCCUCCGUCACAUGAUGACACCAUCUUCAUGGAAUCUCUCUCAGUCUCACCACCUCCAUUGACUCUACACGUUGAUUUUACUCAUCAGGUGUAUCAUGAUGAUAGUGAAUAUGAUGAUGAAAAUGAAGGAUCGGGAUUGGAUGAUGAAUUGGUGCCAUUGAAACUGAAGAACAGGUUCGGGAAGCAGAGGAUAAGGAAGAUAGGGAAGAGGGGCGGGACAAGGAUCAACAAAUCAAAGAAGGUGUCUUAUUACUAUAAUAGGCCUGGCUGUGUGUAUGGCAAGCAUGGACUUGGUGUGCAGCUCUGCUUUAUCUAG